Messenger RNA from Candidula unifasciata, 3705 nucleotides. NCBI's taxonomy places the organism in Eukaryota, Metazoa, Mollusca, Gastropoda, Stylommatophora, Geomitridae. The record is from the annotation of a GenBank genome assembly.
AUGACAGAUUUCGUUGCUGAGGUUCGACCCCGGUCCGAUUGCAUUCCAAAGUUUGUCCCAACUCACCCUGGUAAUGAUUUUGUUGCUGAAAUAAGACCAAGGAAUACCAACAUUCCACAGUUACGAUAUGCAGACAGACUUUGCCAGUCCUUAGACUAUACUGACCAAGACUUAGAAAACAUCCUAUCCAACAGACACUUUUCCAGGGAAGGCUUUACCAGACUUCUGGAAGGAUCCAUUCUAAAACUUAUAGAAACCCUUUUCACAGGCCGACCCAUCACCCAGGUCGAGGGUCGCCUGUGUAUCUCACUUGCUAGCCAUGAAUCCCCAAUAACUGUUAAUUUACAACAUACAUUCCAAACUCCUAAUCAGGCUAAUGAUCAUUCUUUUCCCACCCAGUGCUUAGAAAGUCGAAUGAAUGUUAAAGUCAAACAGGGUGACCUGUCAUGUCCAGGUAAUGACUUUCUUACGAUACCAGAAAACGAACCUAUAAAUACAGAAGUUCCUCUCUUGCCACCAUCUUCUUUGAAUGAUAAAUCCUUUGCAGGGGACUCAGCCUUUGAUGACUGCAGAAUGUAUCCACUUUAUCUCAUAUCUGAUAGUAACGACAGGUCAUACUUCCCCUUAGAGUCUACCAGGGAUGGAGAAAGAUGCUCACCAAGUCCUUCUGUUGACCCUCCUUGUAAAGCAUCUUUUAUGAAGGAGAUUGAAGUCACUACAGUGACGGAAAGUUCCCAGCUAGAGACACGCCUGGAAGGAUGUUUACGACAUGAGAGUGACGACGAUGAGAGCGGAUAUACCAGCAAUGAGAAAGAAGAUUGUGAUUCCAAUUCUGAACAUAGUGACAGUCCCAGUGAUUAUAAGCACUGUAGUCUGUUCAAUGAUUACUACUGCAGCGGAUUUGAUGGAAAGAGCACAGUAUACAGCUCGGACGAGAGGGAGACUUUGGUGGGUAGUCCUCGUGAGUCAUCCCACGACUCUCCAGGAGAUGGUGGUGAUGAAAUGGACAAUGAUGAUGAUGAUGCUGAUGAGUGUAUGGAUUUUGAAAUGCCUUUAGUUAUUGAUGAAAGGCCAGUUUGCAACAUGAAGGACAGUUGUUCAGAUCAGAUGUGUAAGAUCAAGGGUUCCAUUUGCAAAGAGAGAGCAGAGUCAUAUGAGACUGAUCACGGGCAGUGUUCACCCAGAGUGCUAUGUGGAAGAAUGAAGCAGAAGAUGGGUUUCUGUCAUGAAAGAAUGGGAGAUUACCUGACUGACGAGACAGAAGAUUUUGACUCCGUAGAGAGCUCUGAUAUCACAGAUACUGAUGUUCCUGUGGAUCUUUCCAGUGAUUGGAGAAGGGCAUUGGAUGCUACAACUGCUAUCCGACACCCUCAAAGCCUGGUAGGAAAACAAUCUGAAGCAUUCCGGAAUAAACGGUUUUCACAGUCUAUGACAGACACUGAAGCACUGUCGGGGCCCGCCCAGGCUGAUCGUGGGGUGUAUGGCUGUACGGUCUGCAGCCGGACUUUCACAGCCAAGAACAACUUGAAGCGCCAUAUAAGAAUCCACACUGGACAAAGACCAUACCAGUGCCUGCAGUGUUCACAGUCGUUUGCAAGAAGAGAUGAUCUCAAAGGACACAUGCUCCGCCAUGACUACAAUAAACCUUUUCGAUGCUCGUUGUGCAAGAAAGGAUACACAGAUCGCGCAUGCGUUAAGAACCACAUGGCCAAAGAGCACAGGUCACGGCUGAUGCACGUCUGCCCUCAGUGUGGAGAGAGCUAUGAUCAAGAAGAAGCAUUUACUGCUCACAAAAAGACACACCCAGAGCUCCAACAGUUCUCCUGCUCCACUUGCUCUUUCAUUGGGAACAACAAUUUAAUGACGCUAAAACAUUCCCUACUGCACAGCCACAAGCUGUUUUCCUGCAAGCCGUGCAACGCCUACUUUGCCGAUCCAUUUGACUACACCAACCAUGUGAGAAAACACAAGAAAAGUGAUUCUUUUUCCCAAUAUGUCUGCUGUUUUUGUGACAUUGCUCUGUCGACUUAUGAACAAUACGUCAGACAUGAAUACUCACACGCCCAGGGAAAAAUCCAUGCCUGCAAAAUCUGCAAGAAGCAAUUUAAAAACAAGUUUCUACUCCAAGAACAUGCUCUUACUCAUGAAAUGCCACAAGCUGCCAGUGCUCAUUCCGAGCAGAUCCCUACAAAAACAGUGGAGAUUGAAAAACCCAACUCCAUAUUUCUUCAGCCUAAAGAGAUUAUUGCCCCUAACAUUUCAAAUUCUAGUUUGGAAUCUAGAUUCACAGACGAUUAUUCUAGUACUUACUACGACCCGCCUCCUCUUCCAUCACAUCUACCAAGAACUGAUAAAGAAGAAAGUAACAAAAAUGAGGCACUACUUUUAGACCUGAGAAUCAAGAAGGCAUCUAAUGCAACAUUCAGCGCAAAUGAUCUCAAGCAAAACCAGUACGCCUCCAACUCUUGCCCCAGAAAGACAGGACUUACAGAAAGGAACUUCCCCAGAAAUGGCGUUGUUUCAUCUGAGUCCAGCUAUCUGGGUCAAGAAAUGGAAGUCAGUGAAGCGUACCAAAUGAGGAAGCUUGUUUGUAAAGAGAGAAGCCGCGAAAACAUUUUUCCACAAGGUAAUAAUAUUUCCAGAGAGAAGACUGAUUACAUCAAACACCACUCACAGGACAGACACGUACCUGAAAGUCCAUUUGAUGGGGCAAACAGUCAUCAGAUAGAUUACUGGCAGCAAAGAAAUAUCUGCCCAACAAGACCAAAGAGUGCAGAGAAAAUUCACCUUAUUUCAAAUGCCCAAAGUGCUAGCUUUGAUCGGAGGCCUUUCCAGCGAACAGUGUCACAAGAUUGCACACAUAAGUCACCGUUGCGGUUUAGCCCAUACACCAGAGAAAAAGUUGCGGAUUUAGCUGCCAAGUUUAUUGCGGCCAGGGGGACCAAGCUUUUUGAGGAUCGAGCUCCACUGAAAGCAGCUCUUGCAACUUACGAGAACAGAAAGUUGAUUGCUGCCUCUAGAGACAUUACUGAAGCAAAACGGGAAGCUUCAACUUCCACAGACUUAAGGCAUCGAUCAGAGCCGAAGGAGGAGUGUGUAUUCAAACAAAACUUGUUUUCCAACUCACCAUCUGCCAUUCGGAACUGCCUCACCACCCCAGACACUGAUGACAUCACGCGUGAAGAUUCGAACCCUGAAAUGGCUUUGAUGUAUCAUGCACCGAUUGUUGUCAAGUCAGAGGUGGUGAUGCAACAGGAUCCAGAAUUCGAAGCAGCUGAACACGGCACUUUCCCAAACACUUUUGUUGGAAAUGGAGAUGCCCAUACCAUUGGCAGUUGUUUGAUUGAAAGAAACCACUACCAGAUGACUACCCAUAGCUGUGAGGACUGUAAGCAGGAGUUCAGAUCCUUUACUGAAUUAGAACACCACAGUGUCGAGAUGCAUAAGCGCUAUCUGUGUGAGCAUUGCAGAAAAAGCUUUACUGCCAGGCCAAACAGGGACAGGCAUGUCAGGUACCACACAGGAGAGAGGCCCUACAGAUGUGAUCUUUGCGAGCAGGCAUUUUUCCGUGGGGACGACCUCAAAUACCACCGCACCACCAGACACCCAACAGCUCAACCCUACACCUGCGGGCAGUGCUCAGCUAGUUUUUCUUGGGGGCGUGACCUUGACAGGCACAUAAGGCAUAGCAAGUGCAAGUCCUAA